Molecule: messenger RNA, 1077 nt
Organism: Monoraphidium neglectum
Lineage: Eukaryota; Viridiplantae; Chlorophyta; Chlorophyceae; Sphaeropleales; Selenastraceae
Exons: 5
Coding region: 1-1077 (358 amino acids)
Source: RefSeq, a predicted model, not a curated record
AUGGCGUCUCACGCGCUCUGCCGCCUGAUGGAGCACGGCGGCCGCGCCGCGCGCGGCGCGAUGCGGCGGCGGCUGGCGGCGGCGUGCCCCGGGGCGUCCGAGGAAGACGUCGACGCCGCGGCGGAUGCGGGGCGGCUCGACUGGUUGCUGCUCUCCCGCGCGGCCGCGGCCGCGGCGGCCCGCGGCCGCGCGCGCGCCGGCGCCUCGGCGUGCUGCGGCGGCGGCGGUGAGUCCGAUCAUGAUGCUGAGCUGGCGGCGGUUGAGGCGAUGCCCAGGUCAGCGCUGGACGGGCUGCUUCGGCUUGUGAGCCCGAAGGACUGCGCCUGCGCGGGAUCUCAUCGCUGGGUCAACGCGGCCGCGGUCGGCCUUGCCGCGCGCUGGGUGGGGGCGGCGGCCGCCGAGGGCGCCGGGGGCGCGGGCGCGGGCGGCGAGGCACGGGCGCGCCGGGCGAGGGCGAAGCUGGCAGGCAGCUUUUUGGCGGUGGGCGGGUGCUGGCGGCUGGCGGCGCUGCUGGACGACUGCGUGGAUGAGGCGGACAAGGCCCCCACCUUCCAGUCCAGGGACUCCCAGCGCAGCCACAAGCGCGGCGUCGCGGCGCAGGCCCUCCAAUUGGCAGGCCAACUCCUCCAUUGGUGUGACGAGCUCCGACCGCCCUCGCCGCCCGCCCACCAACCCCCGCGGGCCCCGCCGGCGUCGCCCUCGCGCCACGCGCGCGCGGUGGGCCCGCCGUCUGCAGGGGCGUCGCCUGCGGCGGCGAAGGCGCCGGUGGGGCCGGAGCCGGCGCACCUGUGGGCGCUGUCGUCGGCGGCGCUGGCGCUGGCCGGGGACUGGCUGUCUUGGGUGUGCGUCUCAAGCAUCGAGGCGCUCGGCGCGGACGGCGCGGCGGCGGCCGGGCGCGCUGUCAGCGAGCUCUGCGAGCGGGCGCACGCCACCGCCGGCGCCCCGGCCCUCUCUGACCUCGACCCCUGCUGGCGCGCGGUGCGCGUGCUGGGAGACGAGCGGACGGGCGUCGCGGCGCAGCUGCUCGGCGCCCACGUGGUCUGCAGCUACCCGGCAGUCGUCAGGCUGGCAUGCUGA